UAUCAAUUCUCGGAAAGGAUGAAGAUUUACGAGUCUCUGUAAUACCCUUUGUUCUUCUUGCUCUCCUCAAGCGACCGGUGAUACGAAUUCCUCGGCGUCACUUAAUUUUGUCUUUGGCGCAUAUGGGUUGCGCCUGCCGCCGACUCAGGUACGGGAGGAGGAGGGAGAAGCAGCGGCCGCUGAAUUUAUAGUAUUGCUCGGCUCCAUAUAGUGGUAUGCAAUUCUGUCUUCAAAGGUAUAUACCCAAGGCAGACACAGCGAUGCGUCUUCCUCCUGAGCUUACCGACAUCAUUAUCGACGAGCUCAGUCACGACCGUGGGGCACUGAGGUCAUGUUCUUUCGCAUGCAAAGCCUUCCUCCCUCGGUCACGGGUUCAUUUGUUCCAUCAUGUUACGUUGACGCUGUCUUCCGAUAGCAGACGCUUUUGUGACCUUCUCUCGGCCGUGUCGCUCAUUGCUCCACUUGUGAAGUCAUUGAAGAUCGAGGAAGGCAAAAAUGACAGAGAUUGGUCGUUCUGGUCAGCCGCUCAUGACUGCCAAUGGGUGUGUGAUGACCCUGUCCUCCCUAUCAUCAUAUCCUCUCUGCCAAACCUCGUCUCCUUCACCAUCAGCGCAAUAUACCUCCGUGCCACCAGCCGUCUAUCGUUCUCGCACACGCUUUCCACCAGAACAACCGGUCUGACCACUCUCAACAUUGAUUGCAUGCACUUUGACAAUCUCCUCGAUUUGCUCGAUAUGCUCGCGGCGUUUGUCAACCUCAAAACUCUUCGCCUAGGGACCAUCAGCACCACGGCUCCUUUCUUUUCGAAUGCAGACCGCCUGCCACUAGGUAUCGAGGAAAUCGAAGUCGACAUGGAAGGGAGUUCGGAAGUGAUUGAGAUGUUUUUGCUCCGCGUUCGGCUAAAGAGGCUGAAAAGGUUGAGCGUGACGAAUGUGCAGAACAUGGAGGUUCUCAGCUUGCUCAUAGAGUUGACCCGCGACUCUCUGGAAGCUUUGAAAAUGGAGUUACCAAUAGAAUAUGCAAAUCGGUAUUCCUUGCUAGAUACGAGCCAUCUCGAGUCGUUGUCAAUCAAAUUAUCGACAUGUUCGGUGAUGGAUUGGUGGGUAAAGGGAUUCAAGACGGAAACUCUGGGUUUGAUCAUGCUGGUUGCGGAGAAUUGCGACCUUUUGUUGAACUCGGGGUGACGCGGUAGUCAUCCCAUGGACUUGAUGCUAUUACUGUAUUUAUCUCUGCUACCAUUUGCAAGAGGCUUCGUCUGCUGAAUCGCGGUAUUUCGGUGGUUUCCACGAUUUUUCAGCUCUCGUGAUUUACGAUACUUCGGGUGGUGUAUCUAGCAAUAGAAUAUAGUACCUUGUAGGUGAAAUCAAUAUAUAAUUACAACAAAUUUUUGCAUGAA
Desarmillaria tabescens is the source of this 1396-nucleotide messenger RNA. RefSeq lists its product as uncharacterized. The coding region runs from base 261 to 1184 and encodes 307 amino acids. The transcript is spliced from 2 exons. The record is from RefSeq and is a predicted model, not a curated record. NCBI's taxonomy places the organism in Eukaryota, Fungi, Basidiomycota, Agaricomycetes, Agaricales, Physalacriaceae.